AAAGAAAAGGUUGGGGGUUUGGCUUAUGAAGUGAUAUUGAAGCCAGCUACUGCCACUGAAGUACCUGUCAAACCAAUUUCACCACCUAAAGAAAAGGCUAUAUCUGAAGCUGAUAUUCUCAAUAAAUUAAAGAAAGCUGAAGAGAGGAGACAGUCAUUAGAGCAACAGAGAUUAGAACAGCUUGCUAAAGAUAGAGCAAAGGCACAAGAAAUUGUUGCUAAAGCUCAAGAAGAAAGUAAACUGUUUUCAGAAGAAACUGAGAAGAAGUUGAGGAAAGCCAUGGAAGCUAAUAAAGAGAAUCGUGAAACUCAGAUUAAUGCUUUACAAGAAAGACUGAGAGAACAUGAGAGGAGAAUAGAAGAAGUAAGAAGAAAUAAACAGAACAAUAUUCAACAGGAGGUGGCUCCAGAAGGUCAAGCUUAA
Messenger RNA from Lottia gigantea (owl limpet), 423 nucleotides. RefSeq lists its product as hypothetical. Gene Ontology annotation, biological process: microtubule depolymerization; neuron projection development; regulation of microtubule polymerization or depolymerization. Gene Ontology annotation, molecular function: tubulin binding. The annotation marks the transcript as partial. The transcript has 3 exons. Gene Ontology annotation, cellular component: neuron projection; cytoplasm. Lineage: Eukaryota; Metazoa; Mollusca; Gastropoda; Lottiidae. The record is from RefSeq and is a predicted model, not a curated record.